Messenger RNA from Apis dorsata (giant honeybee), 1863 nucleotides. RefSeq names its product transmembrane protein 43 homolog (gene Tmem43). Gene Ontology annotation, biological process: nuclear membrane organization. The transcript has 6 exons. The record is from RefSeq and is a predicted model, not a curated record. Gene Ontology annotation, cellular component: nuclear inner membrane. Lineage: Eukaryota; Metazoa; Arthropoda; Insecta; Hymenoptera; Apidae. The coding region runs from base 436 to 1656 and encodes 406 amino acids.
UUCAAAAAUCCAAGAUGGCUACACUGAGAUGUAAUGCGUAACGAUUUUAUCAAAUAAUAAGAAAUUGAAAAAAAACAAAAGUUUUGUUGAAUUAAGAUAGCUUGUAUACAAUAAGUAAUAAAUAGAUCAAAUAUCAUUAUAAUUUUUUACGCCCUUGCACGUGAUUUAUAAUAUCAUUAAAGUUAGAAUAAAGAUUUAUAUACAAUUGCAUGAACUGAAAUAUAUUUUAUGCAAUGCAUCAAAUUAAUUGAGCAAUAUAUAUUCAUAGUCUAAUUUUGAACAUUAGUUCAUGAACAGACACGAUUAAAAUGUAUAUUUUGAAUUGUAUUAUUAUAUACACAUUUAUUUGAAAUUAUGUGAAAUAAAAUGGUAUUUUAAAUAUUAGUUUUAACAAACAAUUAAAUAUUAUCAUUUUGUAUAAUGUAAUCUAUUAAAAUGUAUCGUGCAAAUCAAAAUGGACAGCCCCAAAGGGCAAAUACUGAACCUAUUCAUCAAAAUCGAGUUAAUGGAAGGCAACCUCCUCCUGUAAAUAUUCCAAUAACAGUUUCUGAACAAUUUAGAGAAUCAUGGUUAACUGCUAUUAUUGGACUUAUUAUGUUUGCAACUGGCAUGUGUCUUUUAUUUUGGAAUGAGGGGAGAGCAGUGAAAGUAGCACAUUCUUUGGAUGAAGCUUUGCGUAAUGUAGCUAUACUUCCAAAUGCAAUGAAAUUAUUACCUGAAUAUGAAGGUCGUUUAAUACAUUUAUCAGGUCCAUUAAAAAUAUCAGAACCAUUAACUGAACCUGAUUAUGGUGUAAUUGUAUCAAGUGUAAAAUUAAAACGAAGAGUGCAAAUGUAUCAAUGGGUUGAGAUAGAAGAAGAAAGAAGUUUUGGAGGAGUAACAGAAGAAGAAAAACAUUAUUAUUACACAACAGAAUGGAAAGAUAAACUUGUUGAUUCAGAUCAUUUUUAUAUUAGAACUGGUCACCAUAAUCCAAAAGAAAUGCCUAUUAAAAGUCAAGUGCAAGUUGCAGAUGAAGUUAAAAUUGGUGCAUUUAUAUUUGGGAUUGAAUUGAAAAAAAAAUUUAAUGAUUUUGUAGAAGUUACGAGUGAUGAAAGACCUGAACGUAAAGAUAUUAAAAUGCAUUCUGGUUUAUAUUAUCAUAGUUCUAAUUUAUGGAAACCUAAGGUAGGUGAUAUACGUAUACAAUUCUCCUAUGCAGGAAAAGGAGAAGAUAUAUAUUCUAUAGUUGGUAUGUUGCAAAAAGGAACUAUUGUACCAUAUAUUACAUCACAUGGAGAAGAAAUUUUACUUCAAAGGAGGCAUAAAAUGUCAGUAGAUCAAAUGUUUCAUUCUGAACAUGUACACAAUUAUUGGCGUACAUGGAGUAUUAGAGGACUUGGCUGGUUAGUUUUAUUUUUGGCAGCAACAUGUUUAGCAAAUAUAUUAAGAACUGUAAUUCUAAAUUCAACAUUCUUAUGUGGAAUUAUUGCAGUUGAAUCUUUAACAAUGUCUGUAUCAAUGUCUAUUAGUCUAUUAGUGAUUGGUUUUGCUUGGGUAUGGUAUCGACCAGUAAUAGGUCUUUGUUUAGCAUUAGCAUCGAUUUUACCAUUUAUUUAUUCAACAUUAACUUCAGCAUCUCAAUCUCAACAACGUGAUAGUUAUAGAAGGCUAUGAAUUUUUAUUAAAUAAUUAAAUUAUAUUUAUAUAAAUAUAUUCAUUUAUAUUUUCUAUUAUUAUGCUUUUUUGCAUAAUUUAAUAUUAAAUUGUAACUAAUCUUAAAAAAUAUUGUUAAUCAUAUUGUAAAUUAUUAUGCAAUAUAAAUGUCAUUGAUCAUUUUAAAUAUUUAAAAUGUAGACAAUAAACUAUUUUAUGAACUUUAAA